AUGGCUUUCCUCAAGUCCCUAGCUCUUCUUGCUUUGCUUGUUUCUGCCUUUGCACUUAUAGCUGAAAGCCGAGUUGCAAGGAAGGACUUAGCUUUGGACUCAGGCGGAGGCGUAGGACUUGGAACUGGCAUAGGGCUGGGAGGUGGUACAGGGACUGGUUCUGGGUUGGGCGGAGUUUCAGUUUCUGGGUCUGGCUCUGGGUCUGGUUCUGGCCUUGGGCUUGGUUCCUACUCUGGUUCAAGGUCUAUCUCGACAUCUGGCAGUGAUCAAGGAGUUGGAGUGGGUUCUGGUUCAGGGUAUGGACAUGGUAGUGAGAAUGGAAACUGA
Messenger RNA from Macadamia integrifolia, 327 nucleotides. Its product is annotated as period clock protein-like. The coding region runs from base 1 to 327 and encodes 108 amino acids. The transcript has a single exon. NCBI's taxonomy places the organism in Eukaryota, Viridiplantae, Streptophyta, Magnoliopsida, Proteales, Proteaceae. The record is from RefSeq and is a predicted model, not a curated record.